AUGAACGCUCCUACCGCCUCAGACGCAUCCUCGGGCGGGUCUGGUUCUGGGCCUGAAUCUGGUUCAGGAACUCAGGACAGAGAUAAAGGCAAGCGCGCUUCAUCGACAAGCAAGUUUCUGCAAAACAUCCUCUGCCGCCUCAAAACCUCGCUUACCCCCAACCCCAAGUCACCGUCCCCGUUUCCUUCCUCGCCCACUUUAUCCCCCUCCUCCAAGCUACCAUCAACGAUCACCGCCCAAAUACAGUCAAGCCGGGCAGAGCAAACGUCAAUGGAAGAAGACUCAAGGAUGGCUGGCGUCAUUACUCAACACAGUCGGCCGACUGUACCAGUGCUGCCUCUGCAUUCCUCCAGCAAGGCUUCGAUUCCCGCUUCGGAUCAUGACAAGGAGAACCGCCCCAGCGCUCCAGUGGUCCCCAUCCCAGCUGCGGCCCUGAGCCGCCUCAGUCUUGAAUCCAUCGGUCGGCCGCGAUCAUCAGCCUCCAUUCCUCAGAGUACGCUCACGCCUCCCGGCGAGAGACCUAUGCACCAGAUGCUCAUGGACCAGGCAUUGGAUAUGGCUCGACUAGCACUGAGAACAAAUGAGACACCCGUUGGCUGUGUCCUCGUCCACAACGGAUCGGUCAUUGCGAGAGGCAUGAAUGCCACGAACGUGACUCGGAAUGGUACCCGCCAUGCUGAGUUCAUGGCAUUGUCUGCACUGCUGUCCUACCGACCCAACAAUAGUGAAGAAGCCGUCGAUGCUCAGCUUCGCCAACAAGCUAGCGAACGUUCCAAAGCGGAUGUUCCUGACGAUGAAUCGGACUUGUUUCCUGAUGACGACGAGUAUGUCAGGAAAGGCCACCUUUACCCAUACGGCCAGAAGCUUCAUCCCGCUCCUCGGGUCGACCGUUCCAUCGUUAGGGAGUGCACUCUUUACGUCACAGUCGAACCCUGUGUCAUGUGUGCCGGUCUACUGAGACAACUUGGUAUCAAUGAAGUCUACUUCGGCGCUGUCAACGACAAGUUUGGCGGAACCGGUGGCGUCUUCAGCAUCCACAAGAACUCUACAGAUACUCGCAAAGACCCUAACCCAGUCACCGUUCUCAGACCGCUCCAGAUUAACGCCUCCAACGUGCCAAGGCCGGUCAGUUCUGCCUCUGGAACGAGUCUGAACAUUAAUCGUCCAGCGAGUCGGGGCGGUGAUGGCGGAAAUGUUGAGCCGGGCUUUGAGGCAGAAGGCGGCUGGGGCCGCGACGAAGCUGUCGGUCUUUUGCGGAGAUUCUACGUGCAAGAGAAUGGCAGAGCACCGGUGCCGCGCAAGAAGGAAGGUCGCGCCGCUAGGCUGGCGGCCAUGGAGCAAGCUGGAGGAGAAGCCGGAACACCUGUGCCAUCCGAGGCUUUCGAUGGCGCUGCCGGCGAAGACCAAGAUGUCGCUGAUAAUGAUACUGUUGCUGUCUCUAGCGGAAGUGAUGACACGGACGAAGCUUGA
This is a messenger RNA of Colletotrichum orchidophilum, 1470 nucleotides long. Its product is annotated as tRNA-specific adenosine deaminase subunit TAD2. Lineage: Eukaryota; Fungi; Ascomycota; Sordariomycetes; Glomerellales; Glomerellaceae. Gene Ontology annotation, cellular component: nucleus; cytoplasm. The record is from RefSeq and is a predicted model, not a curated record. The transcript has 3 exons. Gene Ontology annotation, biological process: tRNA wobble adenosine to inosine editing. The coding region runs from base 1 to 1470 and encodes 489 amino acids. Gene Ontology annotation, molecular function: tRNA-specific adenosine-34 deaminase activity.